GGGCGCUCGUUUCAUCCAUUUUCACUAGACCAAACAAAAUGGCUGAAUAUACAGUCUUCAGCCUCUCACAGGUUGCUCAACACAAAUCAAAGAAAGAUUGCUGGCUUGUCAUCGAUGGCAGAGUACUGAACCUGACAAAGUUCCUGGAAGAACAUCCAGGAGGAGAAGAGGUGUUGAUGGAGUGUGCAGGGAAGGACGCCACCAAGGUAUUCAAUGAUAUCGGACACAGCAAAUCGGCUCAGAAGUUGCUCCUCAAGUACCAGGUUGGCGUUGUACAGGGUUACACCUUCAAAGGGGAUUCAGAUGUUUCAAUUGAAGAAACCAAGAGGAAUGAGAUGAGUGCUUUUGUGAUCAAGGAUGAUCACAUGCCUAAAUAUGCAACCCUUGUCAAGUUCUUCCUACCGCUCUUGCUUGCUGCUUCCUACUUCGCUUACACAUGGCUCAAUGCAGGUUUAUUGUUGGAAGCGUAGAUGGACACUCGAGUAAUUUAUAACAUG
Hibiscus syriacus is the source of this 497-nucleotide messenger RNA. Its product is annotated as cytochrome b5-like. Gene Ontology annotation, molecular function: heme binding. The coding region runs from base 39 to 470 and encodes 143 amino acids. The transcript has 2 exons. Gene Ontology annotation, cellular component: intracellular membrane-bounded organelle; membrane. The record is from RefSeq and is a predicted model, not a curated record. Lineage: Eukaryota; Viridiplantae; Streptophyta; Magnoliopsida; Malvales; Malvaceae.